This is a messenger RNA of Numida meleagris (helmeted guineafowl), 3942 nucleotides long. It is a transcript of the gene SDSL, whose product is annotated as serine dehydratase like. The transcript has 6 exons. Gene Ontology annotation, biological process: L-serine catabolic process; L-threonine catabolic process. Gene Ontology annotation, molecular function: L-serine ammonia-lyase activity; pyridoxal phosphate binding; threonine deaminase activity. The coding region runs from base 1012 to 2217 and encodes 401 amino acids. NCBI's taxonomy places the organism in Eukaryota, Metazoa, Chordata, Aves, Galliformes, Numididae. The record is from RefSeq and is a predicted model, not a curated record.
GAAUAACGAGGUAAUUACUGGGGGAUUAAUGAGCUGACAUUAGACAGUGCUUUGAAGGUACGAGGUUCCCACUGGGUUCACACUGGCUGAUGUCCCAUGGCCUCGGACCUGGCUGCAUUCCUGUCACUCCUGGCAUACGCUGCCAUUUGUCACCUCCAGAACAGCAUGGCCCUGUCCUGGGACCCUCACCAGGGAACAUGGAAGAGCUGGGGGUCCCAGGGCAGGGUGCGGGUGGGAGAGGACAUGGCAUGGUGGGAAGUGGUCAGGGUGCAAUGAGGUUGGGGGAAACAGUGCUUGUCGUUUCCGCUGAUCCUCCUGAUGCUGUAGGUGCUGGUUGGGGUGUCACUGUCACCACCUGGCGCCCCAAGGGGAGUGGGGCUUGGUGCCUGCUGGGCCUGCCUGCCUGCGGGCUGUUGGCUCUGAAGCCUAGUGACUGUGUGACAGUGUUAUUUCUUCAUCACUCAUGGCCAGCUCCAUCAGGGACAUAGCUGCUCUGCCUGAUGUGUCACCCCUCUUCAAGCUCUCCGGUCAGGAGGACAAAAAUGGAGGGACAGGAGCCCCAGCUGGCCUUACCCCAAAGCCCUGUCCUCCUCCCUGCCCAGGACAGAGCCAGCUCUGAGUGUGUGGGGUGGGGGGUGGCCCUUAUCUGGAGGUUGACAAGAAGGGGCUGUCCUGGGGCAGAGUGGGGCUGCUGGCCCCACAGCAGUACAGCCCUGCCAGGAGCCCUUCCCCCAGCACUCACUGUGACUGGGGUGCUCGCCAAACAUUUCAGCCUUUGUGCCAGUUCCGGUGCCAACAAGACGUGGCGCGGCUGCCUGGGCGGGCUGGCUGCCAUCCUGGGCCAAUGGAACAAAGUCCUUAAAUCUGCUGGGAAAGUACACUUCCGGCACAGGACACAGGGACGCAAACGCAGCCCCUCUGACACCACUUUGCCCUCGUCAGUCCCCAGACAUUGUUCUGGGACGUGCAGCAAGCCCCGCAGACACUGGGUACCACGUGUCACCUGUGGCCAUGGCAGCCCAGUGUGGUGGGGGUGAGAAGCCCUUCCACAUCGUGUCCCCACUCCUGGAGAGCCUAUCCCUGUCCCGGACAGCAGGGACCCAGGUCUACAUGAAGCUGGAGAACGUGCAGCCCACCGGCUCCUUCAAGAUCCGAGGCAUUGGGCACCUCUGCCAGGAGGUAGGCUGCCAGGAAAGGCUGCCGGCACUUUGUUUGCUCCUCAGGUAUUUGGAACCUGUGUGGGAUUUGAGGGGGCUAUGGGAUGCGGGUGCUGAGGAGCAACCCUUGCUCCUGGCCCCUUGUACUUCUACCUUCGCUGGUUUUUGGGGCUGGGGCUGCUCCAGGUCGGGUGUCCCCUCUCCACCCCAACACAGUUCAUCCUGUGGGUCUGGGAUGAGCCAGGGGGGUGGGGAGGAACCACUUAACCCACUGCUUUUGGCAGGGGGGAAUGCGGGCAUGGCCGCAGCUUAUGUGGCCAGGAAGCUGGGGCUGCCAGCCACGGUGGUGGUGCCCAGCAGCACCGGCCCCAGUACUGUCCGCAGGCUGGAGGACCUGGGAGCGACAGUGGAGAUCUACGGGAAGGUGUGGGAUGAAGCCAACCAGAAAGCUGUAGAGCUGGCGCAGAAUGAGGGCUGGGCCAGCAUUCACCCCUUUGACCACCCCUUGCUGUGGCAAGGCCAUGCUAGCCUGGUCCUGGAGCUGAAGGACACACUGGACGUUAAGCCCGAUGCCAUCGUGCUGGCGGUGGGAGGUGGGGGGCUACUGGCUGGCGUGGUGGCCGGGCUGCAGCAGGUGGGAUGGCUCGAUGUCCCCAUCAUCGCCGCUGAGACCUGGGGGGCCCACAGCUUCCACGCAGCACUGAAGGCUGGGCACCUUGUCACCCUGCCCGACAUCACCAGCGUGGCCAAGUGCCUGGGGGCCAAGACGGUGUCGGCGCGGGCGCUGCAGUGUGCCCAGGAGAUCCAGGUCAUUUCAGAGGUGGUGGAGGAUGCCGAGGCCGUGCGCUCUGUGGAGAGGUUCCUGGACGAUGAACGGAUGCUGGUGCAGCCGGCGUGCGGCGCGGCACUGGCCCUGCUCUACUCGGGGCGGCUGCAGCAGCUGCAGCGUGAGGGGCGCCUGGGGACCCCGCUGGGAUGCGUGGUGCUGGUGGUCUGCGGCGGCAGCAGCAUGACGGCAGCGCUGCUGCGGGACCUGAAGAGCCAGCUGGGCCUGGAGUGACUCCCACACCCCUCGUGCCCCCACCCCCAUGCCACCCCAUGGCCCCCUGUGCUGCAGUGAUGGCUGCUGGAUGUGCCCUGCACCCAUUGCUGUGUAGGAUGGGGAAACUGAGGAGUGGAAGCGUCUCUCCCUCCGACCCCGACAAAUGGCCCUGAGGACGGUCAUGUCCCUUGAGCCCUUGUGUCUGGCACUGAGCACAACUCCCUGCUCCGAUUAGCAAGUGCUCUCUCUCUUACUGAUUACUUUGCUGCUGUCUCAAUGCAUUAUUAUUCUAAUGAUUAUUAAUUAUUACAAUCUUCUCCCAUUCCUGCUGCACUGUCUGCAGCCAGGUGGUUCCUUGGCGGGGCUGUGGGGCCUUGCUCUCACUGGGGUUCCCAGCUCCGACUGGGGCGCAGUUUACCACGAUUUCUCCAACUCACACCAGUUGAUCUAUUUCACUCCAGUGCCCAUUUUGCCCUUUCCUGCCCCAAAACCCCUCUCAGCCACCUCCUGCACCUCCGGAGCAGAUAACAAGGCCCGCUCCCUUUACCCAGCCAUCUCCCAGGAGCCCCCUCCUCCCCACAUUCUUUUUUCCCUUUUCCUCAGUAAAUUCUUGUGGCCCAUCCGGCCCACACCAUGCUUCCCAGAGGACCCACCCCAUAAAUCAAAUCCCCACCACUCCGUUGUGGGCAAUAUCUUAUGUAAAAACAUGUUUCUAGGGAGCGCUGGAGGCUGGAGCGGCUUAUACAAGGUACACGAUUAAUUAUAAGGAGUCAGCCCGACCUCUUCCCACAAUUUUUUUUACCCUGGGUCCAAAACCUGAUUACUUUCCACCUUCUGCAUCCCGACCUCCUCACAUGGAGCCCCCCACUACACCCCAACCCUCCCCCCCCCCCCAGCAGCCUGGGAUGGGUGCUGCUUGUUGGCGCACCCUGCAAUUUAGCAGAACAGUAAUAACAUAAUGCUAAUAACAAUAGCAGCCAGUGCAUGCCCUUGUUCUCCAUUUUGCAGCCCUUGGAAUGACAGUGGCAGGGGGUCUUGCUGGCCCUCACACUGCCCAUGCACACCCUAUUGCCCUGGGGUGCCACCGGGCCAUGCUGUGCCUCAGUUUCCCCCUUGCUGAGCUCUUUGGCUGCCCCUGGCUUGGCUGCGGCCCCUCGCUACCACUCAUCGUGGCACAGGAAGGAUAAAUUCCUCCGCUUGGCUGAACAGGGAAAAUACGCAGCGAGGUGGCUGCCUGUCAUCCAUCACCGGCUCUCGGCAGCACCGCCAUGCCGGGACUUAAAAUUCAGGUCAGAGAGAGGGGCUCUCAGAAGCCAGCAAGGGAAGGUAAUUUAUUCUGUUUAUAUCUUUUUACUGCAAGACAAGGCGGGGGGCGAGGGGGGGGCACACUCUGCCAUGAUUUUGCAUUUUAAAUAUUAGCUUGGCGCCGCUCAUCACUCAAACCCCACAAUGAAAGGGACCAGGUGCUGGAGCAGGUAACUAAAAUGGUUUUUAUUCACAUUGAACAACACGAGCCGGUCACACUGACAGCCUCUGCAAGAGGCAGCGGGGACAGGAAACCCACGGUGCGCUCAGAACACAACUUUUUGUCUCCCUUUUCCAUUUUCUUUUUCCCUUCCCCGCCCCCCUCACUCUAUCCUCUUGCCUACCACUCACCACCACCCUUCCCCAGCCUUCAAAAUAGGAAAACUCAGAGCUUCCAAUUACUAAAAGUACAAUAAAUAAUCAGUAAACACAAAAACA